This is a messenger RNA of Annulohypoxylon maeteangense, 1015 nucleotides long. RefSeq lists its product as uncharacterized. NCBI's taxonomy places the organism in Eukaryota, Fungi, Ascomycota, Sordariomycetes, Xylariales, Hypoxylaceae. The record is from RefSeq and is a predicted model, not a curated record. The transcript has a single exon. The coding region runs from base 461 to 877 and encodes 138 amino acids.
GUAGGAAAUACAAGGCACCUCCUAAGGUAAAGAACUAUCUCAUGACGCCGUCGGAAAAAAGGAGUAAUCUCAUAAUCCAGUUUUGUGACAGCAUUCGCAAGAGAGCCAAUUCAAAUUUUAACCAAGAGAUAAAGCAAUAUCAUCAAUCUUUAACGUCGCAUAUCAUGCAUUGUGCAUCUUUCUCCUCAUACAAUCCCAUUUUCCAACCUUUGAGCUCUCAUACCUUUCUACGCAUAAUCCAAGACAAAGACAAACCCCAAAGAAACAAACCCAAACAAUCUCCAUUGUCACUCGGAAUGGCAUACUUAAACCACCAAUUCCCACCCCUAACCCCAAACCUACCUCUCCCAAGAACCACAAACUCCGCAUCUGAGAUCGGAGUGACCAGGUAAGCCUCACUCAAAGCCCAAACUCACCAGACACAACACACUCCAGAACCUCCCACCAGCGCACCCUCAAAAUGUCCGUCCUCACCGAAAUCACACACCUACACACCACAGCCUCACACAUCCUGCGCCCUCUCGGCCGCGCCCCAACGCGGAGCGAAUACGCCUCCGCGCUCGAACUCGCGGACGAGGCCCUCGAGCUCGCACGCACGAGCCCCGUCUCCCUGAACCCCUCAGUAAUCCCCACAUGCGAGGCCUUCCAACGGUUCUGCUACGACCCGCUGCUGCGCUGCUACGCGCGGGCGGCGGGAUACGAGCGCUUCGUGUAUGAGCGGAGCUCGUCGGCUUCGGCGACGAAGCGCAAGCGCGCGGGCCGCGUGUUCGACACCGAUCCCGGCGAGCAUUUGGUCGAGGCGCUGCAGGCGGUGCGGUUGGGGCGGUUGUUGGAGGAGAGGGAGGGGAGGAGGAUUCGUUGGCGGGAUGAGGUUUGAGGGGAGCGGGUAGGUAUGAGCGUGAGAUGUGGUGUGGGAUUUAUGAGAUAUACAUAAGAACACUUACUACUGCCACGGGCCUGGGGCUUGGUGGUGGUUAUGAAGGUUUCUUGAAGGGUUAAGAAGGUAGGCUUAUUU